Molecule: messenger RNA, 1091 nt
Organism: Populus nigra (black poplar)
Lineage: Eukaryota; Viridiplantae; Streptophyta; Magnoliopsida; Malpighiales; Salicaceae
Product: glutathione S-transferase F13-like
Exons: 3
Coding region: 206-859 (217 amino acids)
Cellular component (GO): cytoplasm
Molecular function (GO): glutathione transferase activity; glutathione binding
Source: RefSeq, a predicted model, not a curated record
AAGAACAAGGAAAACACAGAGAAAAACUACAGCGAGCACAUGCAUCUCAGAGAAGCCAGUAGCUAACUUGGUAGAAAAGCCAAAAAAAGAAGUCACUAGCCAGGCAGCAGGUAACUAGUAUAAGAGGAGUGAAGGAGUUUGGUUUUCUUUCAUCUUUUAAAAAAGAAAAAAAUUAUUAGUGAAAUCUAUUGCUCUGUCUUCAUCAAUGGCGCUUAAGUUGUAUGGAGCACCCAUGUCCACUUGCACCUCUCGUGUUCUGACCUGUCUGCAUGAGAAGGACUUAGAUUUUGAGCUUGUCAUAGUUGAUCUUUUCGCCGGCGAACACAAGCAGCCUCCUUUCCUAGCCAAAAAUCCCUUUGGUCAGAUUCCAGCACUUGAAGAUGAUGAUCUUACUUUAUUUGAAUCUAGAGCAAUCACAUCGUACGUUGCUGAAAGGUUCAAGGAAACUGGCUACGAUCUGAUAAGGCACCAAAACAUCAAAGAAGCUGCACUGGUGAAGGUUUGGACAGAGGUAGAAUCCCAACAAUUCCACCCUGCGAUAGCACCGAUUAUCUUUCAAUUCUUAGUGGCUCCACUUCAAGGCAAUUUACCUGAUCAAACAAUCAUUGACACCAACUUAGAGAAGCUAGGAAAAGUGCUUGACAUAUAUGAAGCUAAGCUGACUAGCACCAAGUACCUUGCUGGAGAUUUCUACAGCUUGGCUGACCUUCACCACCUACCUUACGCGUAUUAUCUCAUGAAGACCCCCGCAGCUUCGGUGGUAAAUGAGCGCCCGCAUGUUAAGGCAUGGUGGGAGGACAUUUCCUCUAGGCCAGCUUUUAAGAAAGUGGCAGAGGGCAUGAAUUUUGGUGAGAAAUGAAACUUGAAGAGGGUUCUGUUGUUUUAUUUCAAGUAUUUUGACGAAUAUGCGUUGGUUGUGAUCUUAAUGCAUUGAAGCUUCGAAGCAAUUUAGGAAAAUUGUGGGGGAUUGCCCCAUGUGGCUGUCGUAGAAUAUUAAUUUGGUUUCUGCAAAAACUAUUCCAUGGUUUUGAAACCACCAUUGCAACAGUAAAUGUAGCCACACCAACAUAAUUCGUAUUCAUUGCUGAAAA